AUGUCGACCGACACGAGUACAGCCUUGACCGACUCGGUCAGCGUGACGACGAUAGGCACGACGGUCACCAGCCUUACCACCUCCUUCUCAACCACGAUCACCGUUACAGGGUCGGACACGAUUUCUACGUCCGAGACAUCUUCUCUCCCUCCUGGUACGAUUACUUCCGUGACUUCCAUUCCUCCCUCAACUACAAUUGUUCCUCCCUCAACCACGCCGACCUCCAGCCCCAGUGUUAUCGAGGUGACAGCCACAAUUACACAAACACCAUCAAUCACGCCCGAAGCCCCCACAACUCCCACUCCCUCGGUCAUCGUCGUCACAUCGACGUUUGCCCAAGACACCACCUCCGAUACGGCAACAGACCAAACCACGUCCACCUCGUCCAGUGCAACUACCACACCAUCAGCUUUAAGUGCCUCCGGGGGUGCGAAUUCUUCAGGUGGCUUGGGUUCGGGAGGAAAGAUCGCAAUAGCCGUCGUCAUCCCUAUCGUGGCUAUUGCCGCGGCCUUUUUGAUCGGAUUCUUCUUGUGGAGAAAGAGGAAAGCCAGGAAGAAUGCAGAAGAGCUGCGCAAGAGCGAGAUGGCGGAAUAUGGUUUCAACCCCAACAGCGACCCGACACUAGCAGCUGUGGCAGGGUACGCGGACAACGGCUCUGAAGGGCCGGAUGACAACAGCGGAUACCGUGGAUGGGGAGCCACUUCAUCGAACCGAAAAGCCUCCACCACUCUCGGUUCCAAUGGCUUCGGCGCCGGUGGUCCGGCGUUGUCAGAGAGCAGCAGCCAGCCAGGCGGUUAUGGUGCGCAAGCCUCGCCCAACACCGCGUCGGACCGUUAUUCCGAGGCUCCUCUGAUGAAUGGCCACCCCGAAAGUGGCGAUGGUGUCGCGGCACUGGGGGCUGGCGUGGGAGGACUGCACAGACACCGAAGCGGAGCAGGAGACAUCCGCCGCGGACCAUCCAAUGCUUCUUCUGCCUACUCCUCGGGACACCAAUCCGACACCUCAUCAGAUGCACCCCAAAUGCCUGGUCCAUAUUUCCAGGAAGAAGUACCUUAUAACAUAUACAAUGACGCGAACGCCAGCCACGGCCCUUAUGGCGACGGUUCAUACGGUGGUGCUGGAGGCCAACCCGUUAUCCGUGACAAUCAAGCAAGGAGAAACACUCGCAUCGAGCGAGCCCCAACAUUCCCACAGGCCCAAGGCGGCAUUGCCCAAAAUUUCUAA
Molecule: messenger RNA, 1224 nt
Organism: Cladophialophora carrionii CBS 160.54
Lineage: Eukaryota; Fungi; Ascomycota; Eurotiomycetes; Chaetothyriales; Herpotrichiellaceae
Exons: 1
Coding region: 1-1224 (407 amino acids)
Source: RefSeq, a predicted model, not a curated record